GGCGCGGCCCCACGACCUCCAGGGGUGAGGUGGGCACAGAGCCAGGGCCGCGGGGGCGGCGGCCACGCUCUGGCCGCGCUUGCUGCUGCCCUCGGCCCCGCGCCCCUGCCCCGCCGCCGCCAUGGGCAAGAAGCACAAGAAGCACAAGACCGAGUGGCGCUCCUCGUACGAGGAGUAUGCAGACAAACCCUUGGAGAAGCCCCUGAAGCUGGUUCUCAAGGUUGGAGGAAGUGAAGUGACUGAACUCUCGGGAUCUGGCCACGAUUCCAGUUACUACGAUGACAGGUCAGACCAUGAGCGAGAGAGGCACAAAGAAAAGAAGAAGAAAAAGAAGAAAAAGUCAGAGAAGGAGAAAUACCUGGACGAUGACGAAAGAAGGAAACGGAAGGAAGAGAAGAAGCGGAAACGGGAAAAGGAACACUGCGACACGGAGGGAGAGGCUGAUGACUUUGAUCCUGGGAAGAAGGUAGAGGUGGAGCCACCUCCCGAUCGGCCAGUCCGAGCGUGCCGGACACAGCCAGCUGAAAAUGAGAGCACGCCUAUUCAGCAACUACUAGAACAUUUCCUCCGCCAGCUCCAGAGAAAAGAUCCUCAUGGGUUUUUUGCUUUUCCUGUCACGGAUGCAAUUGCUCCUGGAUACUCAAUGAUAAUAAAACAUCCAAUGGAUUUUGGCACAAUGAAAGAAAAAAUCAUGGCUAAUGAAUACAAAUCAGUCACGGAAUUUAAGUUGCAAGUUUUCACAGGUGUUUCUGUGUUCGGGUUGAAGUUUCUCACAGCAUCAAGGAAAUGGGCAGAUUUCAAACUGAUGUGUGAUAAUGCAAUGACAUACAACAGACCAGACACUGUGUACUACAAGUUAGCUAAGAAGAUCCUUCACGCAGGCUUUAAGAUGAUGAGCAAAGAGCGGCUGUUAGCUUUGAAGCGCAGCAUGUCGUUUAUGCAGGACAUGGAUUUUUCUCAGCAGGCAGCUCUUCUGGGCAACGAAGACACAGCUGUUGAGGAACCAGUUCCCGAAGUUGUACCUGUACAAGUAGAAACUGCUAAGAAAUCCAAAAGGCCGAGUAGAGAAGUCAUCAGCUGCAUGUUUGAGCCAGAAGGAAAUGCUUGCAGCUUGACUGACAGCACAGCAGAAGAACAUGUGCUGGCCUUGGUGGAGCACGCAGCAGACGAGGCUCGGGACAGGAUCAACCGACUCCUUCCAGGUGGCAAGAUGGGCUACCUGAAGAAGAGCGGAGAUGGGAACCUGCUCUACAGCGUGGUCAACACGGCUGAGCCCGAUGCCGACGAGGAGGAGACCCACCCGGUGGACCUGAGCUCCCUCUCCAGCAAGCUGCUCCCCGGCUUCAGCUUCACCACUCUGGGCUUCAAAGAUGAGAGAAGAAGCAAAGUCACGUUUCUCUCAAGUGCCAGUACUGCCCUUUCAAUGCAUAAUAAUUCUGUAUUUGGAGACUUGAAAUCAGACGAAACGGAGCUUCUGUAUUCUGCCUAUGGAGAUGAGACGGGUGUGCAGUGUGCACUGAGCCUGCAGGAGUUUGUGAAGGAUGCUGGGAGCUACAGCAAGAGAAUGGUGGACGACCUUCUGGACCAGAUCACAGGCGGAGACCACUCCCGUAUGCUCUUCCAGCUGAGGCAGAGGAGAAAUGUCGCGAUGAAGCCAUCAGAUGAAGUAAAGACUGGGGACUCCCUAGGAGAUGGUGGCUCUGUGCUGGAUUUCAUGUCAAUGAAGUCGUAUUCUGACGUCUCUUUGGACAUCUCCAUGCUCAGCUCUCUGGGGAAAGUGAAGAAGGAGCUGGACCAUGAUGACAGCCAUCUGAACUUGGACGAGACAACAAAGCUCCUACAGGAUCUACAUGAGGCACAAGCAGAGCGUGGGGGCUCCCGGCCAUCGUCCAACCUCAGCUCCCUGUCUAACACCUCCGACAGGGAUCAGCACCACCUGGGAAGCCCUUCUCGCCUCAGUGUCGGUGAGCAGCCAGAGGUGACCCAUGACCCGUACGAAUUUCUUCAGUCUCCAGAACCUGCAGCCUCUAUAAAGAGCUAGCCUUGUAGAUAGUCAUUAAUUGUUUUUCUUUGUUUUGUUUUUCUUUUGUUUUGUUUUUAUUUGCAUGUACAGAGUUUUUGUUGUGAGACAAAGACUAUCAUGUUCCCUUGGGCCUGCAGGAAGCAGCGCAGGGAGGGGGUGAAUUGUCUCUGAUCAUGUUGGCCGCACAUGGACCCAGUGUUUCUGUAGAUAGUCCUGUGAACCUGAAUAGUGGGAACCCUAAAUAAAGGGGGUGUAAAGCUGGUGUGGUCUUUCUCUGAACUUCGUGGUAUCAGUGAAGUCCUUCUCUGCGGCGGGUGUGGGCGCACCUGUUCUGCCCCGUGUCCCCCACAAGUGGCCUUUGGGAAGCAGAUUCUGUUGGGGAUCCUGUAUAUUCUUUCCCACUGUCCCCCCACAUCCCCGCAUUUCUGAGGCAAAUCAUGGUGGGGGCCAUACAGAAGCACAUGGGGAGCCGGUCGAGCACCCUCCUGGUCCUGGACAGGCAAGGAGUUGCGUACAGCUUCCCUGUGCUUAAUUCAUGUGCCUGAGAAAGAAGUACAUUCUACUGGAAGACUUGGAGGUCAGCUGUCUUACCAGUUACGAUGAAGUGUUACGUCCAUAAAAUGUUCUUUAUUCUGGAUAUGUUUGCUGGAUGCCUGCUUAUAUUGGCAAAGUAUAAAGAUCUUAAUAAGAUACACAAAGAGUGUAAUUGUAUAGAAUUAUUUACAGCACUACUAGGUGUCCGCUUUUGUGUGACUUUUCAGUAAAAAUCCUUUGUCACAA
Messenger RNA from Myotis lucifugus (little brown bat), 2803 nucleotides. RefSeq names its product bromodomain containing 9 (gene BRD9). The transcript is spliced from 17 exons. Bases 122 to 2041 code for a protein of 639 amino acids. NCBI's taxonomy places the organism in Eukaryota, Metazoa, Chordata, Mammalia, Chiroptera, Vespertilionidae. Gene Ontology annotation, cellular component: nucleus. Gene Ontology annotation, biological process: regulation of transcription by RNA polymerase II. The record is from RefSeq and is a predicted model, not a curated record.